UGUAUCCAUGAUAGGAAUACUCAGUUCAGGUGACAUUCCGGGAGCAGUGGAAUGACAAUCGACUCCAGUUUGACGACAUGAAUGGUCAGAUCAGGUACCUGGUGCUCACAGACCCUGAGCGUAUCUGGAAGCCCGACCUGUUUUUCUCCAACGAAAAGGAGGGCCACUUUCACGAGAUAAUUAUGCCAAACGUAUUGCUCCGUAUAUACCCAAAUGGGAACGUCUUAUACUCCAUACGUAUAUCAUUAGGUGAAUACAGUUGCUUGAAAGUGGACCUCCAGUUCAAGCGGGAGUUCAGCUACUACUUGAUCCAGAUCUACAUCCCGUGCUGUAUGUUAGUCAUCGUCUCGUGGGUCUCGUUCUGGUUGGACCCGAACGCCAUACCGGCCCGGGUAUCGCUGGGGGUGACCACCCUGCUCACUAUGGCCACCCAAAUCUCGGGCAUCAACUCAUCCCUGCCCCCCGUCAGCUACACGAAGGCCAUCGACGUGUGGACGGGCGUGUGUCUGACGUUCGUGUUCGGGGCCCUAUUGGAGUUCGCCCUGGUCAACUACGCCUCCCGGAGCGACGCCCACAGGGCCGCCCUUAAGCAACAACAGGCCUCCUUUCUGGCCCAACGCAAGUGGGACGUCGAGCACUCACAGGUGGACUCCGACCAUAUUGAGGACGGGUCGGCCGCUUUCGCUAUGCGCCCACUGGUCCGCCACCACACCCCGGGAGGGACGGGUAACGCACACGACGAGAAGCUGAGGGCGUGUGAGAUACACGUGUCUCUACCCAAGAAGAACUGGUGUAAGCGAUGGCUCUCGAAAUUCCCGACCCGUUCCAAGCGAAUCGAUGUCAUCUCCAGAAUAUUCUUCCCGUUAAUGUUCGCGCUCUUCAAUCUCGUCUAUUGGACUACUUAUCUCUUCCGCGAAGAUAUGCAGGACUUCUAG
Oppiella nova is the source of this 935-nucleotide messenger RNA. Lineage: Eukaryota; Metazoa; Arthropoda; Arachnida; Sarcoptiformes; Oppiidae. The record is from the annotation of a GenBank genome assembly.